Messenger RNA from Cyphellophora attinorum, 1140 nucleotides. Its product is annotated as WSC domain-containing protein 2. Lineage: Eukaryota; Fungi; Ascomycota; Eurotiomycetes; Chaetothyriales; Cyphellophoraceae. The transcript is spliced from 4 exons. The record is from RefSeq and is a predicted model, not a curated record. Bases 1 to 1140 code for a protein of 379 amino acids.
AUGUACAAGUCACUCGUUACACUCGCACUACUGGCUCCCGCGACCACCUUCGCGGCGACAAUCAAACAACGCACUGAUGAUCCCAGCAGCUCGAACCUUACCCCAUCCUCUCAUCCUCCAGCUGGGUGGAGCUACGUUGGCUGCUUUGCUGACAGUCCGUCCAAUCGUGUUCUUUCGUCGGCCUUCCUCCAGGAUGACGCCGCUUUGACUGGACUGGAAUGCAUGAACUUCUGCGGCUCCAAUGGCUACCCAUACGCCGGAACCGAGUACUCGACGGAGUGCUACUGUGGCCUCGAUCAGCCGACCGUCACUUCCGACUCUUGCAAUAUGCCUUGUCCGGGUGACUCAACCGAAGUCUGUGGAGGUCCGGGAGGCAUCACGGUCUACACCAAUCCGGCACUCACCCCUCACGUCUACCCUGGCGACGACUGCUGGUCGUCGAUUGGCUGCUACACUGACUCCGUCAGCGCUCGCUCCCUCGAACGACGGACUACAACUACAACCAAGAGCAGUAGCACAACCACGACCACCACCAAACCAUCCAGCACUACCUCUACCACAACCAAAGCCACCAGCACAAACAAAACUACUACAAAGUGCACAACGCCAGUCCGUACAUCGUCAACCACGACUACCAAACCCGUAAGUCCCACAACAAAGUCGACGACGACUACAACGACAACAAAGCCAACGACUACCACAACAACGUCCAAGACAUCGACCAAGAGCACGACGACGUCCACUAAAUGCACGACUACACCCGUGUCUCCCACAACCAAGACCACGACCACGACAACCAAGACGACGACCACCACUAAGAAACCCACAACCACAACCACAACCCGCCGCGACUGGCGCGAUCAGCCGGAGCCAUCUCCUACCCCUCAAGGUCCUUCGCCGCCAUCUCCAAAUGGACCGUCACCAAACGGUCCGUCACCUGAUGGCCCAUCACCGAACGGGCCAGGCCCUAAUGGCCCCUCUCCCAAUGGCCCCUCUCCCAAUGGCCCCUCUCCCAACGGACCAAGUCCGAACGGCCCGUCACCUAACGGGCCAUCCCCGAAUGGUCCAGGACCCGACAAAGGCAACGGAGGAGGCGGCGGCGGAGGAGGCCAAGACAACGGCGGCUGGGGCGAUCAUUAG